CUUCUGCAUGAUUACUGCACAAUGGGCUUAUUUUGUGCUGUUCUUUACAAAAUGGCGUCCUCCUUGGGCACCUUCCGCACGCUUGAAAAAUUUAGCUAAUAUUAUUCCUGUAUAUCGAAGUUUUUGUAGAGGCAUUCAAGUCAAGAUCAGAUGCCAUUGUAAAAGGUAUCUGUCUUCAUCCUCUGACUCCACAGAUGGAAAAAAACCACCAAAAGAUGACAGUAGGGAGAGGCCUGGACAAAUCCAUAAGACCAACAAACCGAGAUUUGGUACUCAAGUUCCAUCAGAUCAAAGAAAAGCACAAGCACAAAAAAGGUCAACUGAUUCUCCUCUUUUGAAGCCUAAUGUUGUGAAAGCAGCAAAGGCUGCUGCAAAUUCAGUAAACAAAGCAACAUCAGAUGCAGACCUUAAGGAGCUUUUGGCACAGUUAAAGAAGAUAGAAAGUAAAAAAACAGAUAUUAAUAAGCAGCAGCCAAGCAGUGGUGUUGUAACAGAUGAUUUGAAAGCAAAGGAUCCACCUGCUAUUAACUUGGAUGACCUAGUUUCGGGUAUGGAGAAGUUAAAAAAGACACAAAUCCGAGAAAGUCUUCCCCCCAAAAUGCCUCUACCUAGAGAGAAAAUAUCUGGAAGAGCAAGUCAACCUCCAAGGCAAAGAGAGUAUCAACAAAGAGGACCUCCACCAAUAACACAAAAACCCUUUGGACCAAGAAUUCAACCAGUUGAUGUUAGCCAAAUAUUUAACAUGGAUGAAGAAAAAAGAUUGAAUAUAUUUCCCAAGACAAUGACAAAGGAAAGGGAUUUAGGCAGACCAAGAAAUGCAUGGGAUGAUCUAAUAGAAAAAGAAAGAGAUCAGUCUAUAUAUUUGUCCCCAACCAAUGGAUUUGAAGAGUGGAUCCUGUGGACCAAACAAGGCAGACUCUUCAAAUUUCCUAUAGACAACGAGCAAGAUUGGGAUUAUGAGGCAGAUGUGCCUUUUUAUGAACACGUGUUCUUAGAGAGACACAUACAGGACAUUGAGCCAGGUCCAGUACGCCAGUUCCUGGAAUUGGUUUGUGUUGGUCUUGGCAAAAACCCUUGGAUCAGUGCAGAAGAGAAACGUGAGCACCUUGAAUGGUUUAAAAGUUACUUUGUGGAAAAGAGUGCAGUUUUAGAAGAAGUUAAGCAGAGAGAAAUGGAAGUGUCAGAUGAUGAAAGCGAUGGCUCUUCAUCAGAUUCGGACUCAAGCUCAGAAAGUGACAGUGAUGAUGACAAGAAAUGAUUCAGUUAUCCAGAGAUCAUUAGUACUUUCAGUGAGUACAUAUGUUAACUGUCAAAGUCACUUUACUCUAAUCCUUUCAGUGACAUGAAGCAUAUUUCACGAAAAGGAGUAAAGAUCAUGGGACGUUUUUCCCUCUUUUGUGAGAAAUUUUCUAGUAGAUUUCCCCAAAAUUGGUAGACUACAAUAAAAGUGAACAUCAGAAACCAUGAAAUGUUUGCCAAGCAAGAUGCAUUGUUAUUGAAAACUGUGAACCCAAGUUGAGACUACUGAUGAAGAAUUGUUAUAAUAUCAUUAAUUUACUCAAUUUUUGAGUUCAGCUUUCCAUGUAAGUGAAUCUACUGUAACAAACAUUUCAAGUAAGGAUUCUCCAGGGAGUUCGUGUAGAAUAA
Molecule: messenger RNA, 1647 nt
Organism: Lingula anatina
Lineage: Eukaryota; Metazoa; Brachiopoda; Lingulata; Lingulida; Lingulidae
Cellular component (GO): mitochondrial small ribosomal subunit
Molecular function (GO): structural constituent of ribosome
Source: RefSeq, a predicted model, not a curated record